AUGGGGUACAUGUAUGACCUAGAUGAUGCUGAUUGUUCACUCGACUCAGAUACUCAACUCGUGACGUGUAUUCCACAAAUUAAUAAGGUUUCUCCAUUAAGUGGACCAGUUGAUGGUGGAACAUUAGUAACGGUUGUUGGAAAAUUUCUUGGAAAUGUGAAUGACAGUAUUUCUGUUGAAAUAAGUGGAGUUAUGUGUCACAACGUAACAGUUACAAUACCCGGAACUAGAUUGACUUGUGUUAUCGGCGAAGACAAAAACAAGACAGAAGGGAUAUUCGUUUCAGUCAAUUCAAAUAAUUUCAGCGACCCAAAUACUACAUAUUUCAGCUUUAAGAAACCUAGGAUCAUUAAUGUUAGACCAUCAAAAGGCAUUGUGUCUGGGGGUACAACUGUAAUAAUAAGUGGUCAAAAUAUUGAUUUUAAAGGACAGAAUCGAUACAAUAUUACGUUUUGUGACGAUGAGAUUUGUAUAGAAUGCAGGGAAACUCAUAUAGUUUUGAAUCAAGUUUUCAGGAAUCUUAGGUAG
Molecule: messenger RNA, 528 nt
Organism: Mytilus trossulus (common blue mussel)
Lineage: Eukaryota; Metazoa; Mollusca; Bivalvia; Mytilida; Mytilidae
Product: plexin-A3-like
Exons: 6
Coding region: 1-528 (175 amino acids)
Biological process (GO): semaphorin-plexin signaling pathway involved in axon guidance; regulation of cell migration
Cellular component (GO): plasma membrane; semaphorin receptor complex
Molecular function (GO): semaphorin receptor activity
Source: RefSeq, a predicted model, not a curated record